This is a messenger RNA of Scatophagus argus, 2263 nucleotides long. RefSeq names its product DEP domain-containing mTOR-interacting protein-like. Lineage: Eukaryota; Metazoa; Chordata; Actinopteri; Scatophagidae. The transcript is spliced from 5 exons. Bases 203 to 724 code for a protein of 173 amino acids. The record is from RefSeq and is a predicted model, not a curated record. Gene Ontology annotation, molecular function: protein binding.
UAGCUCACACACACAUUUGAGAUGACUCCCCUUGCUUUCAGAUCUGUCAGCACACACGGGAAACUUUUGGUAACCUGUGCAGAGGCUCGGGCCGGCUGAGUGUGCCUCCUUGCGUCUUCUCGUCUGCUCAUAUGAGUACUUGAGGAUCUUCAUCGUCCGGAGUCAUCCUUCUCUGAGUGACUGGAUAAACGACCGAGCAGAGAUGGGACCUCGCACAGCAGUGGCUCCUUCCAAGGAGGUGAAGGCAGUCGCAGGAGGGGCUCAGGGAGGAGCCCGGCUGAGGAGCAGCAGUGACGGCAGCAGAUACAGCAGCAGGAGAGGAGUCGGCCUCCAUAGCAUCACCUCCUCCUCCUCCUCCUCCUCCUCCUCCUCCUCCUCCUCCUCCUCCUCCUCACCGGUGCUCUCCAACCCCAAAUCAGUCCUGAAGAGACCAGUGAGCACAGACGAGCUGCAGACACCAGGAGGACCCUACAUCAAGAAAACAUUUACAAUUGUGGGCGACGCCGUGGGCUGGGGGUUCGUGGUCAGAGGGAACAGGCCGUGUCACAUCCAGGCCGUGGAGCCCUGCGGCCCAGCUGCUGCCGCUGGCCUGAAGGUUUGCCAGUUUGUGCUUUCCGUCAACGGGCUCAAUGUUCUGAAUCUGGACUACCGGACUGUCAGCCACCUGAUCCUGACUGGACCCAGAACGGUGGUGAUGGAGGUGAUGGAGGAGACUGAGCACUGAGCGGUGGAGGAAACACUGAUGGAUGGACAGAUGGACAGGAUGUUUGGUGUUCUGGCUUUCAUGAAACUCAUAUGUCCUGUCUGAGGUUUUCUCCAACGGACUGUAAGAACACAAAAUGAAACGGGAACCAGAACCUUGUUAGGAAUCAUUUUAAAUUAUUGAUGGAAGCCGUUUGUGUUUAGAUUUCAGGUUGGCUGAAGAAAACUUUAAGCUCAACAAGACUGUGCUGAAUGGCAGCCACAACCUUUGAGUGACAAACUAGUUUUGAGUAAUAAGUAAAUGAAAAGUCAGUCACCAUCUCCUCACCCUGACGCUGAUGGAAAGUCAGGUGAAGUUUCAUUGGAGGUCCACAGUAAAACAGCUUUGCAGCUUUCUGCUAAACAACCAGGGACUGCUUUUUAAAACGUGAGAAAAACAAUGCGCAAAUUGAUUUAAAGACCACAGUGGAGAUUUUGGCUUGAAAAAGGCUGUAAAAGAUUUUUUGUUGUUCAUGGGUUGUUUUUAAACGUUUUGAAACAGCUCCCGAGCUUCUGCAGUGAUUUCUGUUGCACAGUGGAUCUAAUGGGUCCAGUUGUAGUAAGACAAAGAUGCCAUUUUGUGGGAAAGAACAGCUCUGAUGCCAGCCUCCACAGUCACAUGAGCUCCAGCUCGGCUGUCUGUCCACGUGUGAAUGGACCAGAGACACUGGUUGUCUUUUUGUCCGUGAAGUUUGGAGGGCCUAUUUUCUGUCGCUCAUCCAAAUCUUCGUUUAUUCAUUCCAAACCAGCUUGUUGUUAAAUCAAGAUCCACAAGGCGCCGAGUGUUUCUGACAGAAAACAACAAAGUUUUCCUACUGAAAUGGUUACAGACAGGAAAAAAUAUUUUGUUGUUUAAAUGUUUAAUGAGCUGUGAGACACACUUGAGACGUUGUCUUAGAAACUGGAAGCAUUCGUGCUGUUUCUUUCACUGGGAGGUUUGGACUUUUAACCCCACCGCUCAUUACCUGCAUGCAGCGUUUACACACUCCUGCAUGCACACACACACACACACACACACACACACACUUGUUGUGUUUACUUUUCCAUCCACUCCCUGCGAUGUCAAAUUCCCGGAAAGGAAGUGUGAAGAGACAACAAGACUUCAGCUGAAGUGUGUGAAAGCACUUUCUCCUUUGGCUUUGCCUUUUUGUACCUUACUGUCUCUGUUGUCACUGUGUCGUAUGGACAGCAGGACAGCAGGACAGCAGGACAGCAGGACAGCAGGACAGCAGGACAGCAGUGAGUGUCUCUCAGCAGGCAGCCGUCUGCUCUUUGCAGACUGAGUGUGGAGACUCAGCGAGUCUCUGCUGCUGCUGCUGCUGCUGUGGUUUUCAUGCAGGCAGUUAGUCGAAUUAUGGUGAAAUAUUGAUUCAGGAGAGUGGAUUUUCUUCACAAACUGCUGUGCUUUUUGGCCAUUUCUCUCUCUGUGUAUUCACCUGUAAUAGUUUGAAUUUAUUUGACUCAAACUGUGAAUGUACUUUACACUGCAUGUGAAAAUCAAAUAAAACAAAAUCUUGACAGA